Messenger RNA from Hemicordylus capensis (graceful crag lizard), 8912 nucleotides. RefSeq names its product patched 2 (gene PTCH2). Lineage: Eukaryota; Metazoa; Chordata; Lepidosauria; Squamata; Cordylidae. Gene Ontology annotation, cellular component: plasma membrane. The coding region runs from base 1030 to 4884 and encodes 1284 amino acids. Gene Ontology annotation, biological process: smoothened signaling pathway. The transcript has 23 exons. The record is from RefSeq and is a predicted model, not a curated record. Gene Ontology annotation, molecular function: hedgehog family protein binding; smoothened binding; hedgehog receptor activity.
ACACUAAUGCACAGUUUAUGGGAAAUAAACAAAAUGAUUGUACUCAGUACAGGAAGGUAAAUAUGACUUGAUAGAUGUAACUGAGACUUGGUGGGAUGAUUCCCAGUAUUGGAAUUUGAGAACUUAAGGAUAUUGUUUGUUCAGAAAUAUUAAAUGCAACUGAAAAGGAGGAGGAAUAACUCUAGGUAUUAAAAACAUGUACAUCUGCACACACAUCUAUGGUAGCCCAGUAGAGAGCAUCUGGAUACAAAUAAAUGGAGAAGGAAAUAAAAACAUUGUGUUGAAGUACACUGCAGAGACUGCCAUACCAAGGAGAGGAUGUAGAUGAUUCUUCCUAAAACAAAUUGCAGAUGUUUCAAGGAAGUAAUAAUACUGUACUGUAUAAUGCGGAACUUCUACUACCCUGAUAUUUAUCGGGAGACAAACUGCACUCACAAUUGAAUCAACAACAAAUUCCUGACAUGCCUGGCUGACAACUUCUUCUUUCAGAACAUGGAGGGAAGAACAAAGGGAUCAGCUAUCCUUGUUUUGAUCCUAGCCAGUAGGGAAGAAUGAGUCAAUGAGUUUGAAGUAGUAGGAACAUGGGGGUGAGAAGUGACCAUGUAAUGCUGGAAUUCUUAAUCUUAAGGAAAGCUGAAGGUGAGCAUAGUCAAACAUGUACCUUGGAUUUCAAUAAAGUUGAUCUACAUGAGCUCAGAGAAGUGCUAGUAGGAUUCCAUGGCUAGAUAAACUGAUAGGAAAUGGCGCCCAGGAUAAGUGGGUGUUCCUGAAGGAGUUACUAAAGGUACAGUCACAAACAAUUCCAGUAACAAAGAAAAAUGGGAGGCAUCUUAAAAAGUCAAUGUGGCUGUACAAAAAGUUUAAUGAUGAGGUAAAACUAGAAAAGAAAAGAAUGUGUAUAUGAAAAAGAAGGAGGGAACCAAGGAUGAAUACAAGUUACGAAGGACAAAUACAGACAAUCAGACAUCAUCUGGAGCACUGUGCACAGUUCUGAGCGAUGCACUUUAAAAAGGAUAUAGACAAGUUGGAAUGGAUUCAGAAGAGAGCAGCAAAGAUGGUCAGGAGUCUGAAGGCAGCCGUGUCAGCCAGGAGCUUCAGUACACAAAGGAGAAGCUAGGAGAAGAAUCUCUCUACACAUCCCAGAUGCUGAUACAAACUCCCAAACAGGAAGGAGAAAACAUCCUGACCCCAGAGGCUUUGGGGAUGCAUCUUGAAGCUGCUCUGGCUGCUAGCAAAGUGCAAGUCUUACUCUAUGGAAAGUCUUGGGAUCUCAACAAAAUAUGCUACAAAUCAGGUGUCCCCAUAAUUGAGAAUGGGAUGAUUGCACGGAUGAUUGAGAAGCUGUUCCCAUGUGUCAUUGUGACCCCACUGGAUUGCUUCUGGGAUGGUUCCAAGCUGCAAGGGGGUUCUGCUUACCUCCCGGGCCGACCGGACAUCCAGUGGACCAACUUAGAUCCAAUUCAGCUGAUGGAGGAGCUGGGUCAGUUCGCCUCACUGGAAGGAUUCAAGGAAAUGCUGGAUAAGGCAGAGGUUGGCCAGGCCUAUAUGGAGCGGCCUUGUCUUGACCCCUUUGACCCUGAGUGUCCUGCCAGUGCCCCCAACAGUCAGAGCCGGAAGGAACCAGACAUCCCCUCUGAGCUCACAGGUGGCUGCCAUGGCUUCUCCCGAAAAUACAUGCACUGGCAAGAAGAGCUGAUCCUGGGUGGCACAGUGAAAGAUUCCCAGGGUAAACUUCAGAGAGCUGAAGCCCUGCAAAGCAUGUUCCUGCUAAUGAGCCCACGGCAGCUCUUUGAACACUAUCGGGAUGACUAUGAGAUACAUGACAUCAACUGGAGUGAGGAGAAGGCAGCAGCUGUGCUGGAGGCCUGGCAGCGGGAGUUUGUGGAGUUGGCUCAGGAAUCCCUCUCUUCAAAUUCCACCCAGACCAUCCAUGCCUUCUCCACCACGACACUCAAUGACAUCAUGAAAUCCUUCUCAGAUGUGAGCGCCAUCCGUGUGGCAGGCGGGUACCUGCUGAUGUUGGCGUAUGCCUGUGUCACCAUGCUGCACUGGGACUGCUCUAAAUCGCAGGGUGCUGUGGGCCUGGCUGGGGUUCUCCUGGUUGCCCUUUCAGUGGCAGCAGGGCUUGGACUCUGUUCCCUUUUGGGAAUCUCCUUCAAUGCAGCCACCACCCAGGUGCUGCCCUUCCUAGCAUUGGGCAUUGGUGUGGAUGACAUGUUCUUGCUGGCACAUGCCUUCAUAGAGACCAGCCAACAUGUACCUGUCAAGGAACGAACGGGUGAAUGCCUACGGCGUAGUGGCACCAGUGUGGCUCUCACCUCUGUCAACAACAUGAUUGCCUUCUUCAUGGCUGCUCUUGUACCCAUCCCAGCACUGCGUGCCUUCUCUUUGCAGGCUGCAGUCGUGGUGGUGUUCAACUUUGCCAUGGUGCUGUUCAUCUUCCCUGCCAUCCUGAGCCUGGACCUUCACCGGCGUGAAAACAAGAGGCUUGAUAUUCUGUGCUGCUUCUACAGCCUCUGCUCCUCCCGUGUCAUCCAGAUCCAGCCGCAAGAAUUUGCCGAUGCAAAUGACAACCACACUGCACCAGCUUUUCACCAUGGCCACCCGGCACUGGCCACCAGCACACGUAUCACCACCACAGUGCAGGCCUUCACCCAAUGUGAUCCCUCUGGACGGCAUGUGGUCACCAUUCUUCCACCCACACAGCAUGUCUUCACCACACCUUCCACCCUGCUCUCAGCCAACCCCCUGGGCUCGCAAGUCUUCACCCCUGCCAGUUCCACCCGCGACCUCCUGGCACAGCUGGAUGAGAGCAAAGGGGCCCAGGAGUGUGUGCCAUUGCCUUUUUGUCGGUGGAAUCUCUCCAGCUUUGCUCGUAACACAUAUGCACCUAUCUUGCUGCAGAGCCAGACCAAGGGAAUUGUGGUGGCCCUGUUUCUGGCACUGCUGGGCCUGAGUCUCUAUGGCACAACCAAGGUGCACGAUGGGCUCUAUCUGACGGAUAUUGUACCACGAGGCACAAAAGAACAUGCCUUCAUUUCAGCUCAGUUCAAGUAUUUCUCCUUUUAUAACAUGUUUGUGGUAACCAAGGGUGGCUUUGACUACCCCAACUCACAGGAGGCCCUCUAUGGCCUGCACCAGGCUUUCACUGCCAUCCAGUAUGUAGUGCGUGAUGAGAACCACCAGUUGCCUAAGAUGUGGCUGCACUACUUCCAGGACUGGCUGCAAGGUCUGCAGGCAGCCUUUGACCAGGACUGGGAAGCUGGCCACAUCACCAAGGAGAAUUACCGCAAUGGGUCAGAAGAUGGUGCCCUGGCCUACAAACUCCUCAUCCAGACAGGCAACAAGAAGGAACCCUUCAAUUUAAAUCAACUGACAACUCGUCGCCUCGUGGAUGAGAAUGGGAUCAUUCCCCCUGAUAUCUUCUACAUCUGCUUAACAGUGUGGGUGAGCAAUGACCCCCUUGGCUUUGCUGCCUCCCAGGCCAACUUCUAUCCACCACCUCCAGAAUGGAUCCAUGACAAGUAUGAUGCUACCGGCGAGAACCUUCGAAUCCCAGCUGCACAGUCUCUGGAGUUUGCUCAGUUCCCUUUCUACCUCAAUGGACUGCGACAGACAUCAGACUUUGUGGCAGCCAUUGAGAGCGUGCGUGCCAUUUGCGAUGAGGUGGCCCAGACACAUGGUGUGCUCAGCUACCCCAGCGGCUACCCUUUCCUCUUCUGGGAGCAGUACAUUGGCCUGCGCCACUGGCUUCUGCAAGCAAUCAGCAUUGUUCUGGCCUGCACUUUUCUGGUGUGCACUCUGCUGCUACUCAACCCUUGGACCGCCAGCAUCAUUGUAUUCGUUCUGGCUAUGAUGACAGUUGAGCUCUUUGGUAUCAUGGGCUUGAUGGGCAUCAAACUCAGUGCCAUCCCUGUGGUCAUCCUCAUCGCUUCUGUGGGCAUUGGUGUGGAGUUCACUGUCCAUGUGGCCCUGGGCUUCCUCACAGCCAUUGGCAACCGGAACCUGCGCUCCACUGUGGCCCUAGAGCACAUGUUUGCCCCUGUGAUGGAUGGUGCUGUCUCCACUCUGCUGGGUGUGCUUAUGUUGGCUGGUUCAGAAUUUGACUUCAUUCUGAGGUAUUUCUUUGCUGUGCUCACCAUCCUGACAGUUCUGGGACUGCUCAAUGGCCUGGUGCUGCUGCCCGUCCUGCUGUCUAUCAUUGGGCCACCUGCUGAGGUCACCCCUGCAGACAAUGGCAGUCGCCUUCCGACACCAUCCCCUGUUCCUCCACCCAUCAGCCACCACAGUUUUUAUGUGCGCCGGCAUGGCGGGGCCUUUGGUGACUCCUCAGACUCGGAAUACUACUCGGAAAGUACCGGCACAUCAGAUACUGGUGAAGAUGACCGCAGCACCUACAUCAUCCCACCAACACAAUCACACAUCCUGGUCAAGGCCAGCAAAAGCCCCAGCUUUCCCAAAAUCACUGUGGUGAAAAGCUACAAGACAAGCUUGGAAUCGCCUCUUUCAUUGAACAGCCCAGACUGGACCCAGCCCACAACUCCUGGAGGCCACUUACCAUCCACCACCACAGAUGUCAAGAAUGCUUCACAUCAGCAAGAACAACACAACCACCACAGACUUGGGCCUUGGUUGACUCGGACUGCCCCUGUUCCCCCUCGGACCAACCCCACUGCCCUGAGCACCAAAGUGUCACCUCUUGGACCUGGUGGUACCUUCACCACAGUGACAGCCACUGCCUCAGUGAUGCUGGCCUUGCACCCGUCGCUUCCUGGUUCCUGCCGGGGCUACACACACGAGGGCUUUGAAUCUGAUGGCCUUGAAGAGCCUGGCCUAGACCCACCUAACAGCUUGGAACUGCAGGACCUAGCCCAGAGGCACUAGCUCCCCACUUUCGCCAGCCCAAGACCCUGGCUCUAGAACUCCCACCUCAGGGAUGGAGUGUGCAGAGCAUCCCAUGUGGGGUCAGGGGACCCAGGUUCACACAUCAUGGAUUGUGAAGCAGAGAUGUCGAAGCUCCUGCACCAGGUCUCUCUAACUCUAGAUCUAGACAGUGCCUUUGAAAACUGGAGCCAUGAGGCCAGAUGAGUGCUGCAGUGUCUACUCACUGAAGAAGUUGAUGGGAGAAUCUCUCAGCACCUGGUACUCCACUCUCCCAUGCCUGGUUUCUCUAGGCAAAUCUGCCACCAAAAAGCGUGCUGGGUCCUUUGGUCGCCAGGGCUUCUGGCUCCAAAACAUGCCCAGUUUGUAUCCUUAUGUUGGACUGAUGGCCCAUACAGCAUCGGGUCCGCUCACUUGCAGACAGGGAAAUUGCAGCCCCAUCAGAUCUGGAAAGUGAAAGCGACCAUUCCCCCAUAUGCUUUGUGAACCAUUUCCUGUCCAUGUUGUGGGCAGGGCAUCAGAAUUGCCCAAACAACCCACCCUCCCAUGGAGAGAACAGGACUCAACUUAUGUGUGGGGAACUAUCCCACAUUGUGCUGCUAUUCUUUUAUUUUUAUUAAUAUUAAUAUUAUUAUUAUUAUUAUUAAGCUGUAUAAAAAGAUUCACAAACCCUCCCCUUUAUAAUUAUAAUAAUUAUUUUUAUUAUUUUCACAGCUCCCUCAUUAAAAAAAGAAAAGAAAAGUGAAGGUAUCCCUUUAAGGGGAAAUACCAGGGUGAGUUUGUAUUAGGGAGAGCACCCCCUUGGAGUGUGGAGUGGAGGGAGCAUGCAAUGGAGGGGCACCAUGUGUCUGACUCUUUAUGUUCUAUGCAAGCUGUUUGGGACGGGCUGCACUCCGCUCCCGCUUCCACCAGCCUGACUGCCCUGUGGCUGUUCUAAAUUUCGUUAAUCCCCUCUCUACCAUACCGUGCACACCCCCAGACUGUCCUUUGUGCUCCAUUCUUUAACUUACCUGCCUCUUUGUUUCCCAAGAUAGUCCAUCACUAGAGAGUCUCCUGAACAAAACAGUUUGAAGUACUUCCAGAGUCUCAGCAGCAUCCUUCCGCAGUUGUAUCAAUGGGGCAUCAUUUAUGUCUCAUAAAAGAGGGGAUUGUCCAGAAUGGAGAAUUCUGUCCAUAGGAUUUGUUGGCCCAUUUGCUUCACAUGGGUGGAGAUCAGAGCUGGGACAUCUGGAAGGACAACUCGUAGAGAUGUGGGAUUAUCUUUUUUCUGAAUCCAUACAUUAAGGGGUGCCUCUCACAAGAGAGUUGGUACUCUGAUGCAGCUGCCUGAGUAGAAAAUUCACAUAUUCUGGGUUAGUUGUGAAGGGAGUAUUUCAAAUGGGAAUGUGAGGUGUCUCAAAAGGACAAUACUCGUGUAAGAAAACAGAGUAGCCUUGUGAUAGAUUCAACAGCUCUCUACACUCAGCUGACGUAUAUUUGUAGAAUAUUACCAGUUCUCAUUGGGGUUGCUGGCACACAUACAUUUUUGGUCACUUGACAAACACAUGGUGUUUUUCUUAUAUUAGCUGAUUGGCUCCUUGAUCUGUGUACUUGUGGCACAUGAAGCAUUCAUACCACACUUCAGAAGUGAUGGUGUACAGUUCCCACCACCACGCUCUUACACAGAGUUUGUCUGCAUAAGAAAAUCAUCAUAUAUCUCAUGAAUUAUUUUUUUUUUUAACUUGAGCCCAGUGGGGGGUUUUGGAUGACAGAAGUCUCUCCCACUCAAAAAGAUCCCCAUGUCGUUGUCAAAGCAGAAAGUGUGCAUAGAAGGAGGCAAGGGUUGGGCAAAAAGCUCUAUUUCCUGCCCAAAAGAAUGAGCGCUGUGGUUGCUGUUUCUGCUUCGGAAUGAUCUAUUUCCGGUUCAGCUUCUUUGGCUGAAAAUCCAGAAAUGAACUGUCAUUUGGCAGCAAGAUUGGUUCUAAAGGACCAGUUCCAUUUCCAUUUGAUAUGCUUGGUUUCCACAUAACCAAGUCAAAAUUGCUUUUAUGAAACGUUUCAGUUUUUCCAUUCUGGUUCAGGACAGAAACCUGAAUUUUGCCUGAAAUUUGACGUGCUGUUUUCUGGCCAGCUCUGUCCUAGGAAUUGCAAGAGAAUGGCUCACAUCCUAUGUAUUGAAACACAACACUUGCUGGAUUUUUUAAAAAUGUGUUUUAAGUGAUCCCUCCCCCCCCACACACACACACACUUUUUGGAGCUGCUCUAAUUGAAAAGGAGCCAGGAUGGCAGCUGGAGCAAUAUUCCUUAUGGGUUUGGAUUCUUGACAUAAUGUUAUCAACAUCCCUAUGUUGAACAAUGGCCACUCCCUAUUUAAGUUAGAAUCAAAAUUGUGUAUUGUUCAAUGUUCUGUUCUUUCACCUGCUGUGUUUUGUUGUUGUUUUGUUUUUGAGGGGAGGGGACCUGAUAGAGUGCUGCAAUUUUCAGCAAGUACUGUGAUGAGAUUGAGACACUAGAAAGGAAGCUAAAUUUCUCAAACUUCUCUUGCAGGCAGAGCUGUCCCUACCCAAUAGGCACUAGUGCUUGGGGCAGCAGAUUUCCAGGGGCUUCCAACUAAUUUGUAAAUCUCUCAAAGGGUAGCACAAUUCCCUGUCCCAGAUCCUCACGACAAGUAGAUCUCAGCUGGGUGGACAAAUUGUGUCCCUCUGGUCUUUUAAAUUUUAGGCUCUUGAUUCUUAGGAAACCUAUUUACUUGUAUGAUACAGGGAAUGAGUUGUAGUUGGGGAAACUUUCUGAGGGAGAAAGCAAUUCCUCCACUGUAUCAGACACUGUUAACCCCCUGAGGAGGCAACACCCCACUCCCAUAUCUGAUUAGAACAAAGUGCAGGGGUGGGGAGCAAAAUUACUUUUCAGAGAUGGAGGAAGCAAAAUAACUUUUUAGCAAGCCCUGGCUACAGGUUCAGAAGUGCAUAGGCUUCAUGAAGCCACCCUAGAUUGCAGAGGCUGCUCAGCAUGAUUCUGCCCAAUAAUUAGAGGCAAUUAGUUUUUUCUCUGAACAGUUUGCUAAUGUGUCCAGUGGGUUAAUGCUUACAGCUUGCUCUUUAGAAUUGGAUAAAACAAGUAGUGCAGCUGUCCUCCACUUUUCUUGUAGUGUGGGCUGUACCUCUGGGGCUUUGUGUGGAAAUUGUGACCUGUUUGGGAAUAAAAUGGUGUAUCACUUUUGGGCACAGAAGCUGAAGCAUUACAGUCAACCAGCUUACUUGCCUGUGUGAAAGAGAGAGUGCCAAGCUAAUUCAGCCUGGAAUCUAUUUCCCCAAUGACUUUCUUCCUUCUAAACCCCAGGCACUUUAAAUCCCCUUUAUCACCCAAUAACUGCUGUAAUUUUAUUCCCCAACCUAUGUUUUAUUCCCUAUUGAUUUGUUGCUGUCAAGGGAGAGUCUGUUGAGGUUUUCACAUUUUGCUUGUGUGAACCCUCAUGGCAUCUUCAGUAGGAUUAGGCCUCCUGUUGAAAUGAAUUCAGCUGAUUAAAGUAAAAGCUACCAGUGAUCUCUGGGGUCUGGAGCGAUUUCCCUUUACACAGAAACUUGCCACAUGGCAGGGACUGAUCCAGCUGUUUGGAUCUGUCCAGUUUUUACACCAUGAAGCUACUUUAUAGGCCAGGAACUACUGUAAAGGUUCAAAUCUAGCAACAUCUGACAUGUCUGCCCCACUUCUCCCUUUCUCCUUUCCACCCACCCACUGCCUGAAAACAGCUAAGUGCUUCUAGGAAACCCAUAAUAGAAAUGGUGCUUUCCCCCCCAGACUGGUACCAGCAACAUGUGGGGGAAUGGUGAAAAGGGGACACAUUGUGUGUGCAUGUGUGUAUUUGUGUGCGCGUGUGCAUGUGAGUAUGUAGCAGGUGUGCUGGAGACCUUUUAACCUGAAAUGUUGUCAUGCCAUAUAAAUUAUUUAUAUUAAAAAGAAAAAAGAUUUAUUUUUGUAGUUUGUACAGACCUCUAGCCUUGCAAUUGAAGUUUUAUUUUUAAAAUUAAAUAUAUAUAUUAUAUAUAAACCUA